Molecule: messenger RNA, 1695 nt
Organism: Hansenula anomala
Lineage: Eukaryota; Fungi; Ascomycota; Saccharomycetes; Phaffomycetales; Wickerhamomycetaceae
Gene: RSC9
Product: Rsc9p
Exons: 2
Coding region: 100-1617 (505 amino acids)
Source: RefSeq, a predicted model, not a curated record
GAUCAAAAACACGAAUAAAAACAUGAAAAAAAACAUAUAAACAACACCAAAAUUAUCCAAUCAAAUCAGAACAUCAACUUUAUAUAUCAUCAAAAGAAAAUGUCGGUACCUCAGCUCCCUCAAAUAACACCAACUGCCAUAAUAGUACCAUCCAGUGAUCAACAACAAAGCUCAAUUUACAACAACUAUGCCCAAUUAAAUCAAAAUUUGUUCAGUCAUCCAGGUUCUAAUUUCCAAGGAUCCGAUCUAAUGACACAUUUGCAAUUAAAUUUGAAGGCUGGAAUCAAUUUGGAUUGGUGUUCGAGGACAAUACUUCAUUUUAGCAACUCGGCACCUUACCUGGUUAAACACCAGUGGAUAUUGGACUACUUGUUGAAUGAUUUAUACGAUAACUUUAACAAGACAUCAGCAUUGAGUUUAAGAAACUUAUCACAAGACGGUGAUUUCACACAACUAUUGGCAUUACAUCCAAAGACUAAAAAAAUUUUGUAUGAAGUUUUGAGCCAUUUUGAAACAGAUGAUCAACCUUCUCCUCUAAUUGAUGAUGUUGAAAAUACAUCCAAAUACUCCAAUUUAGACAAUGAAUUACUGAUGUACACAGUUGAUAUUGUUGAAAGUGUGUCUUCUUAUAUUGCACCGGCUCCAAAAGAUGAUGAUUUAUUUGUUUGUUUAACCAAGAUUUUCCAAACUCAUAAUGAUAGAUCAUUAUUAAUUUCAAUAAUGAGAUCAUUUGCAAGAUUUCUUGUUCGUUCAGAACUUAGUGUUGAAAAUUGUUCAAGUAACUUAACUUCCAAUAUAUUGGAUAAAAUUGUUUCAUUCUUAUUAACAAAUGAUUAUGAUUUAAUUCUAACUUCGUUAGAUAUCCUUUAUCAAUUUGCAUUGCCUGGAAAUCUAAGAAUAAAUGCAUUAUUAAAAUCAUCAACAAGACAAGAAAUUCUAAAAUUGAAACUUCCACAAUUAUUAACAUAUCAAUUGAAUAUUAAAGGAAAUCCAAAUGAUUUUUCACAAUUGGAUUAUUUGAAGUUGAUAAAAAGAACAAAACCACCAAUGCCAACAUCACCACCUGUUUUAUCACCAGAACAUUAUAAAGAUAUAAUAAUUUUAAACGAACCAUUAAGAGCAACUUCCUGGAUGAGAUGUUCUUAUAAAGCUGUUGAAGAUGGUGAAGUUACCCAAAUUUCUUUAUGGAAAGCUUAUGAAAAACAAUUUGAAAAAGAAGCUGUUCAAAAUAAAAAAAAUUACUACCAGCUUGCCAUGGUUCUGAAUCUACCAAGUGGUCAAAGAAAAUUUAUAAUUAAAGGGAUUGAGCCAAGAUUUCAGUCUGUUGAUAUAAGUACUGGUGAAUAUGAAGCUUUUAAUCAAAUUGAAAAAUCGCAAAAUCAUGAUUUGAAUUUAUUGAACCCUCUGGAUUCAAAACAAGAACCAUUACCAAUUUAUAAUCCACCACAGCAAUUAAACGAUGUUAAUAAGAGUUCUUCAAUGUUAUUAACUUCAUUAACUAAUAACUCAAUUGGUAAAGAACUAUUUAAACCUGUUGAAGAGGAAAUUUUCAAAAAAAUUGAAGCUGCUCCAGUUUUAUUUGAUGAAUUAGCUGAUUCUUUAAAAUAUCUACAAUAGAAUAGUUUAUAAUAAAUAAAUAAUGUCAUUAAAAUUGAUUGAAUUAAUCAAAUUAUAAGUCGUCAUAGUUCGUUCUGG